AUGAGCUGGGACACUGAACCUCGAGCGGGACAAAGUCAAAGUUCAGACGGAUAUACGAGUCGCAGGGGAUCUUUGGCCGAGAUGCAGGGUCUGAGUUCACGGGCUCACGCGUUUUCUGUGGAGGCGCUGGUCGGGAAACCCUGCAAGAGGAUGAAAGUGUCGGAAGGGCAAGAGUCAAGUUCAGCUGGAGACACCGGCCGCGAGACGAGCAUCCUCACCGGUCUUAACGAAUAUCCAGUCAGCCAGAUGAAGAAAGCAGGUUCAACACCGAGGGGGCCAGAGGACAAGUCCUGCGAGCCGGACAGAUCAGGGGCAGAGGAGGCUGAGCCCAGCGCAGAGGAGAGCAAGCCGAAGGAGAGCGACUGCCGAACGGACAGAGGGGUCCGGGUCGAGCUGCAGGGCUCCGAGCUCUGGAAGAGAUUUUAUGAGAUCGGAACCGAGAUGAUCAUCACCAAAGCCGGCAGGAGAAUGUUUCCCUCUGUGCGCGUCAAAGUGCGCAAUUUGGACCCGUGCCAGCAGUACUACAUCGCAAUGGACGUCAUGCCAGUGGACUCAAAACGCUACAGGUAUGUGUACCACAGCUCGCAAUGGAUGGUGGCUGGAAACACGGAUCACUCCUGCAUCUCUCCCAGGCUCUACGUGCACCCGGACUCGCCGUGCGCAGGAGAGACGUGGAUGCGUCAGGUGAUCAGCUUUGACCGGGUCAAACUCACCAACAACGAGAUGGACGAUAAGGGACAUAUUAUUCUGCAGUCGAUGCAUAAAUACAAGCCACGUGUGCACGUCAUCCGGCACGACCCUCGCAUGGACUUAUCCCAGAUCCAGUCGCUGCCUGCUGAAGGAGUGCACAGCUUCUCCUUCCCCGAGACGGAGUUCACCACAGUCACAGCCUAUCAGAACCAGCAGAUCACAAAACUGAAGAUCGACAGGAACCCCUUCGCCAAGGGCUUCAGAGAUCCAGGAAGGAAUAGGGGAGUGCUGGACGGCUUGUUGGAGUCGUAUCCCUGGAGAGGUCCUCUCAGCUUAGACUUCAAGCCAUUCACCAUCCAGCUCCAAGGGAGCUCGGGGUCGCCAACCAGCAGUGUGAAGACUCUUCUCCCCCUGUCCUCGUCUUCAUCCCUUCACCCGUUUUCCGUCUCCGCGCUCUCCUGCCAGGACGCUGCCCUCCACACCCUCGCUCUUCCUCUUUACGGCAAGACCUCCACUGCCUCACCCUCCUCCCCGCUGCCCAGCAGGGCCUUCUCCUCCCUGGGAGCAGACAGACUGAGAGGCCUGCCCCCGCUGUCUCCACUAACAGACCUCCCGCUCCUCUCAGCGCUGCAGGCGAAGAAACCUCCCCACUGUAGGGACCCAUGUCUUCACGGGUCUCCUGGGAGCUCCCCUUGCCUCUUCCCCCUCCACAGCCCCCUCAGCCCUCAGGGGCCUUCUCUGCUCCCUCAUCUCUCUGACACUGCAGGCCCCUACUGUCUUUACCGCUACAGCUUCCCCCUGAACCCCCAACUCACAGCUAUUUCCCGGCACGCCAAACUCGCCGAAGACACCACAGACUGUUUGCUGCGCCAGUCUCCGUGGCACCCGACCACCAACCACUGCCUCUGA
Molecule: messenger RNA, 1599 nt
Organism: Plectropomus leopardus (leopard coralgrouper)
Lineage: Eukaryota; Metazoa; Chordata; Actinopteri; Perciformes; Serranidae
Gene: tbx22
Product: T-box transcription factor 22
Biological process (GO): cell fate specification; regulation of transcription by RNA polymerase II; positive regulation of DNA-templated transcription
Cellular component (GO): chromatin; nucleus
Molecular function (GO): DNA-binding transcription factor activity, RNA polymerase II-specific; RNA polymerase II cis-regulatory region sequence-specific DNA binding
Source: RefSeq, a predicted model, not a curated record